CAUGGAUCUCCAGGGCAUUGUAUUUUAAAAGCUCUUUAUAAAUUCCUUCUUAAAAGCAGUUUGGCUUCUUAUUGCUGCUGCCGGGAUUGGGAAGCAGCUCUGGUGGGUAGGAAACUUCUUGGUUUUCCCCCCAAACCUCAUCCUCACACAGUUCUUUGCCAGCUUGGCCUUACACCAUGAGGACACCUCCCAGCUGGUGUUUAAUUUGGUCUGGGCCAACCAGAAUGAGGAUCUGAAUGAGGUCGUCCCCAUUUUGCUGGCUUAGACUGAGCUUUCAUGGGGGGACAGACUGGGGAAAGUCUGUCUGAUUGAGUCCUUAAGCUGCUGUCCCAAAGCUUUGUGGUGUUUGCUUGGAUGACGUGUUUUGGCUUGGGCUGCAGAGCUGCAAGUCAAGCCUGAUCACAGUGGCUUCCCUGUGUCUCUUGGCUCCCCAUGUGCUGCUGAGGGUUCAUAAGGAAUGGCAAAAGGCUGCUCCUCAGCCAUGCCCAGGUGUCUCUCUGCCUGGCAGAGGUGCUGGGGAUCUCCUGGCUCUGCUGUGCUCGUGCUUGCUGCCUGCUUAGCCCUUAUAAAAUCAUUUUACAGCAUUUUAUUGGUGCCUCCAGCAGGCUCCUGCUGGAGGGGCUGACAGACUGCUGGAUGUGGGUGUGAAUGAGCAGUUCAAAGUGGUUUGUGUGUGAGAAGAACUUCUCUGAAGCCCUGAUUCAGCCUUGCUCUGGCUCUACUUGGCCAGACCAUCAAAGCCAAGUGCGCAUCUUCCGCACGCUCCUACGGCCCCCAGGGCUUUUCUGCCACUUCAAACCAGCCAUGUGCUUUGAAAUACAGCCGUGGGGCUUUAAAACACGAGGGGGAGAGUGGUGUCUGGAGCAAAUAACCUUUCCCUGCUGUGUCUGGGAGGAAAAGGGACCGGCUGGUGGGCUGGGUUAACCUUAUCAGUGCCUGCCACUCAUUUACCCUCUGUCAUGGCAACAUGAGCAAACACUCACUCAGUUGCCAAGGUUCCCCAGGGAUAAUGGGGUCUGGCAGGAGCAGGGAGUGAUUACACUGCUUCCUUUGAGGGAGCAGCCGCUGGAAGGGAAAAACGGGCCAGCAGGUACCUGGGAAUCCUGGGGGAGGUGACACCCCAGGAGCAGGUGAGGGCUCUGAGGAAUUGAUGCUUCGUGGGCACCCGUAAUGAGCUGGUGCAGGCUGUGCUGUCACUGCAUGAGGAGGUUUUUCUGCUGCCAUGAGUGCCCCAGUGUCAACCCUUCAGCUUUAAGUUUGAUGUAGUCAAGGUGUGACCCUGCCACCCCUCCCCAGGCUGGGGCCAUGGCUGACAUGAUUUUUGGCAGCGGGACGGGCCCCUGGGUUUGCCCCAACGACCGGCAGCUGGCCCUGCGAGCAAAGCUCCAGACGGGCUGGUCGGUGCACACAUUCCAGACUGAGAAGCAGAGGAAGAUGCAGGCUCUGAGCCCGAAGGAGCUUGAGGUCAUCCUGGGAGUCAUCCGCAAGGCAGAGAGAUUGGACAUGGUGGAGCAGCAGCGCAUCGGGCGCCUGGUGGAGAGGCUGGAGAACAUGAGGAAGAACGCGAUGGGGAACGGCCUCUCGCAGUGCCUGCUCUGUGGGGAGAUGCUGGGGCUGCUGGGCAGCUCCUCUGUCUUCUGCCAGGACUGCAAAAAGAAAGUUUGCACCAAGUGUGGGAUAGAAACUGUUGGAGCCCAGAAACGCCCUCUGUGGUUGUGCAAGAUCUGCAGUGAGCAGAGAGAGGUCUGGAAGAGGUCUGGGGCGUGGUUCUACAAAGGGCUGCCCAAGUACAUCACGCCCUUGAAGAGCAGCGCUGGCAGCAAACCCCUGGAGCUGCAGCCACAGCCCUGGCAGGGCGAGGCGGCCGUGCUGGAGCCCGAGGGCGUCAGGAGCAGCCGCUCCUUCACCUGGGCCAGGGGAAAAGUGGUUUCCAGUGACAGUGAGAGCGACUCGGAGCUCAGUUCCUCCAGCCUGGAUGACAAGCCCAUCCCUGCGGGAUCAAAAGGCUCCCAAGGGAGAAAGCUCCAAGCAGGAAUGGCACCCACGAGGGGACCCAGCCAGGCCAUGAGCAGAGCCCUGGGGAUCCCCCAGCCCCCCACGCUGUCGGGGAGCCACAGCAGCCUGGGCAGCGAGCAGGGGGUCGAGCUCAGCCCCACAGAGAGUGGCCAGAGUGACCAAGCCUCGGACAGGCGCGACAGCGAUGCCGGCACCAGUGCCCCUGGCAAACGACGGCUCCAUGCCAGAACACGACUCUGAUGGAGGAGAAGAUGGAGCUGCUUUCUCCUGGAUCCAGCACUCCCAUUCCAUAGACUUCACUCCAGACAGGGACUGCUGCCGGGGCCGAC
Corvus hawaiiensis (hawaiian crow) is the source of this 2345-nucleotide messenger RNA. RefSeq names its product rabphilin 3A like (without C2 domains) (gene RPH3AL). The transcript has 10 exons. Gene Ontology annotation, biological process: intracellular protein transport. Bases 1306 to 2256 code for a protein of 316 amino acids. Lineage: Eukaryota; Metazoa; Chordata; Aves; Passeriformes; Corvidae. The record is from RefSeq and is a predicted model, not a curated record. Gene Ontology annotation, molecular function: small GTPase binding.